AUGUCUGACAUUGCAGAGAAGGCUUACGAGGGCAGCGAUAGCGAUGUCGUUUCGCACCCGGAAACCAUCUACGAGCGUCCGAAAGGGUUGAGGGGGUUAUAUUACCAUCCCGUCACUCAAAUAUCUAUGCUGGGAUUCGUGUGCUUUAUGUGCCCUGGUCUCUUCAACGCGUUGAAUGGACUAGGUGCUGGCGGACAAGUUGAUUCGGCCACCAGCGCAAACGCCAAUUCAGCGUUAUAUUCAACCUUCGCGUUCUUUGCAUUCUUCGCAGGGUCCAUCAACAACAAGCUCGGAUCUCGCCUCACCUUGCUUAUUGGCAGUACGGGAUAUGGACUGUACAUCGGUUCCUAUCUCGCUAUGAACAUUCAUUCAAAUGCAGGAGGGUUCGUCAUCGCUGCGGGCGCUAUUCUCGGAAUCUGCGCAGGUCUCCUUUGGGCCGCGCAGGGCUCCUUGAUGUUGGCAUACCCAACUGAAAGCGAGAAAGGAAAGUAUAUCAGUAUUUUCUGGGGGAUAUUCAACUUGGGCGGUGUUGUUGGAGCUGCCGUCUCCCUGGGCCAGAACUUCCACUCCGAGGCUAACGCUGUUGGAAAUGGGACAUAUAUUGGCUUUCUUGUCCUUACUCUCAUUGGCGUCACCAUCCCGCUUCUCAUGGCCGACCCUCACAAGAUGAUCCGAACGGACGGUACCAAAGUUACCACGCACCGCCAUCCAUCAUGGAAAGUCGAACUAUACGGCCUAUGGGUGACGCUCCGAACGGAUCCGAUGGUGCUCCUCCUCUUCCCCAUGUUCUUCGCCAGUAAUUGGUUCACUACCUGGCAAUUCAACGGGUACAACGCUGCACUAUUCAAUAUCCGUGCUAGGUCUAUGAACAACUUCGCGGCGAGCAAGAGCUUACAUCGGCUGGGCUAUUUUCUCUUUUCCGUGUUCGCCACCCAUAUCUGGGCAUAUUUCUACCAGAGGGAUUAUACUCGAGAAUCGAUCCCUCCUGAUUCAUCCAAGAUGGAUAUCCAUGAUCCAGCGUACCCUGCUCGUAUCUGGUUGUAUAUCUUCUUUGGUGCUCUCGAUGCUGCAUGGCAAACAUACGCGUACUGGAUGAUGGGCGCAAUGUCUAACGACCCUGCCAAGUUAGCGCACUUUGCUGGAUUCUACAAGUCCAUUCAAUCCGCUGGAGCAGCUGGCGUAUGGCGCGCUGACGGGGUCAAACGCCCAUAUAUGGACCUCUUCCUUUCCACGUGGGUCUUACUCGUCGCAGGCCUGCUGUUUGCUCUGCCCAUGAUCUACAUGCGUGUCAGAGAUCAUACCAGUAUCGAAGACGAGGCUUUGGCUCGCAUGGACGAUUCAGGCGCGGUGCAAGCCACACCCGUCGCGCGGCACGAAAAGGAUACGACGGCUGCACAAUAA
Pleurotus ostreatus (oyster mushroom) is the source of this 1401-nucleotide messenger RNA. RefSeq lists its product as uncharacterized. The transcript is spliced from 17 exons. NCBI's taxonomy places the organism in Eukaryota, Fungi, Basidiomycota, Agaricomycetes, Agaricales, Pleurotaceae. Bases 1 to 1401 code for a protein of 466 amino acids. The record is from RefSeq and is a predicted model, not a curated record.